CUGUAGCUUCCAUUUGAGAGGUUCUCACUGCUUUACCCACUGCAACCUAGUAUCCUAUAUUUCGGUUUCCUGUGAGAGACAAUAAUUAGCAUCAUCUCCUCAUCUUUGGGGCGGAUCAGGUUGGAUACACUCCCAGAACGUCUCCAUCAUGAACUACCUGCGUCGACGACUCUCGGACAGCAAUUUCAUGUCCAACUUGCCCAAUGGCUACAUGACCGAUCUCCAACGCCCCGACGCGCCGCAGCAAAGCCCCGCAGUGUCGCCCGGCCCGACGGAGAGGCGGCAGUCCGCCGGCCAGCCGCUGCCGCAGCAGCAGCAGCAGCAGCCUCCGCCGCAGCAGCAGCAGCAGCAGCAGCAGCAACCCGGAGGUGGAGGCUCCGGCUUCUUCUCGUCUUUAUCAAAUGCUGUUAAACAGACCACGGCUGCUGCGGCUGCGACCUUAUCCGAGGCGGCUGACCGCGCAGGGGUCUCCAGCAGUGCCAAGAUCCUCCUGGUUAUCGACGACCUGCAGACCGACUGGGUAAAGGUCUUCAGGGGAAAAAAGGUCCACAGUGAAUUCGACAUCAAGGUCGAGCAGGCAGAAUUCUCGGAAAUCAGUCUGGUGGUGAAUUCCACAGGCUCUUACAACGUGGACAUUGAUGCAAUCAGAAAUGGGCAUAAGGUUACUAAAUCCUUGAAGCCAGACUUUGUGCUGAUUAGACAGCAUGCCUUCAGCAUGGACAAGAAUGGAGACCACCGGAACAUAGUGAUUGGACUGCAGUACGCUGGACUUCCGAGUGUGAACUCUUUGCACUCUGUCUACAAUUUCUGUGACAAACCAUGGGUGUUUGCUCAGAUGUCCAGAAUCUCCAAGCAACUGGGCCCACAGGAGUUCCCUCUGAUAGAGCAGGUUUACUACCCAAACCACAAAGAAAUGAUUACCUCCCCUCGCUUUCCUGUAGUGGUGAAGAUGGGCCAUGCCCACUCAGGAAUGGGAAAGGUAAAAGUGGAUAAUCAAUAUGAUUUUCAAGACAUUGCCAGUGUUGUGGCCCUCACCAAGACUUACGCCACAUCCGAGCCCUUCAUUGAUGCAAAGUAUGACGUGCGCAUCCAGAAGAUUGGCAACCAUUACAAAGCUUACAUGAGAACAUCAAUUUCUGGCAACUGGAAAACCAACACUGGCUCAUCCAUGCUUGAGCAGGUGGCCAUGUCAGACAAGUACAGAAUGUGGGUGGACUCUUGUGCUGACAUCUUUGGAGGGUUGGAUAUCUGUGCUGUGGAGGCACUACAUGGGAAGGAUGGCAAGGACUACAUCAUAGAGGUUGAUGACUGUUCGAUGCCCCUAAUCGGGGACCAGCAGGACGAGGAUCGUGUUCAGAUUGCAGAGCUGGUGAUUUCUAAGAUGAACCAGGCUGUUUCACGCACUUUGAGCUCCUCCACAGCAGGGCAGCCAGCACAGAAAGCAGUGUCUCCUCAGCCUGUCUCACAGACCAAAGUGCCGCAGGCUCAACAACGCCCCUCACCUCAAGGUGGUCCCCAGCAAAGUCCCCCAUCUCAGCAGCGCCCACAGCCUCAAGGCCAACCUCCCGCACAGGCCCAGCAAUCUGCAGCGAACCCAGCAGCAGGUGACCCCGGCGCUCAAGCUAAGGCUAACCAAGGCUCUGCAGCCCAAGCACGGCCCCCAGGUCAGGGAUCCCCCCAAGGCCAGAGGACUCCCUCUGGUCAGGGCUCUCCUCAGCGAAGCCAGGGCGGUUCACCUCAAACUCAGAGGCAACAAUCCGCCCCCCAGCAGCAGAAGCCUCAACAGAGGCCAGCGCAGCUUCCUAGACAGCAGUCACAGGGGGCAGCGCAGCAACAGAAGGCUCCCGGCCAGCAAGGUCGCCCUGCAGGACCCACCACCCAGCAGCCCCGAUCUGCUGCUCAAGGCCACGGGGGCCCGGGGGGACGACCCCCGCUGCAGCAAAAGCCUCAGCCACCAAGUAAGCCCAGUCAGGACAACCCAGCUAUGGGCGGCUCUCCACAUCUAAACAAGUCCCAGUCUCUUACCAAUACCUUCAACAUUCCAGAAACCCCAGCGCCACCAGCCAGCCUUAGCCAGGAUGAGGUGAAGGCUGAAACCAUUCGAAAUCUACGCAAAUCUUUUGCCAGUCUCUUCUCAGACUGAGAAGGCCAACCCCCCCCUCCCCCUCCCCUCCCCCCACUCACUACUCCCCCCUCUCCCCCUUCUGCUCUUCUCCUACUGACGGAAAGAUGGACAGGCGAACUGAAGGAAAGUUACCCCCAGCGAACAAGGACCAACGGGAUCCAAUUCAUGUACAUUGACAAUGAUAUGAAAAUGUACACAUGACACACACUGCCUAAAUAGAUGACACCUUUUAAAAUGAACAAAAAGUAGAAAACACAGUUAAUUCUGGCUCUGAUAUCUGAAACAUGCCUUGCCUCGCCUCAAGCUCAAGUAGGUAUCAUCCACCGAUUGUGGUACAAAAAAACAUCAACGUUGUGUAUGCAUGAAUUCACACACGCAAAGAUGUGAAACUAAAGAACAAAAUUUAACUCCCACUUUUCUGUAGGCGCACUGAGAUCAUUGUGAUCUUAUGUUUUGGUCGUUUGGCCGACCAACUGAUAGAAACUGUAAGAAAAUCAGAAGUGGAAGAGUGCUUAAUAUAAUAUUUUAUUUCAUAAAAAAGCAUGGCCCUCCCUAGUGUUUUCCCAAAAUUGAUAACAUUAUAUAUUUAUGCCAAACAUAAUACAACAGUGAAAAUACAACAUAUUUUAAUAUAGAACUUGCUAAAACUGAUAUUAUACCUUGUGCAUAUAGCAAAAUGCAUCUCUAUGGCACAGAUUAAAAACACUUCUUUUUGAUUAACUAACUAUUUUAUCUAUUUUUAUAUUGAUCUCACAUGAACAACAUAUAUGACCUAUUAUAGGCACGGGGUAAGGCAUAACAAAAGAACAUUCUCUACUCUUCCCAAAAUACAACACUGCACUCUCUUUGCAAAAAUGAAGAGUUACAAUAUCCUUUUCUGACCCUUUUCCACCCGAGAAUCAUUUCUGAAGCGUCCUUAACACGGCACACAGCUGCACACGUGGGAUCUCCCGUAUGAGUUAAUGCUAGAUCUGUUUGAGCUGUUGACCGCUCACGGUGAUGUCUUAGCUGCAUGUCAUCAGGAGGCAAUGGUCACGUUUUCCAACCCCUGACAUUGGCGCUUGUAAAUGUGUUGUCACAUGUAGUUGAAUUAAUUAGUAGAGUAACCUAGUAGGUGUCGUAAGUUUGUUGUUGCUGCUACUUCCCCCCCUCCCCACCCCUCCCCCGCACAAAAUCAAAAGCUCUCCCCCUUGAAUGCAUGGCAAGAACGUCGGAUCAAAUGGAGUUGUCUCAGGGAUUUCCACUUGAUUGUGACACUUGUAUGUGGGUGAGGGUCUUCCAUUGCGGUUUUAUUGUGCUUGUUUACUAAAGCAUGCAUUUCAAUAGGGUGGAAUAUUUCUAUUAUUUAAAAUGCAUUUGCACACAGAGAAUACUGCAAAAUUAUACUUGAAUACAGUGACAUUGACUUAUGUAUUAAGUCUUUAUUUUCAGGUUAAUUCAUCUGCGACUUGACAAAACAACAACUCGGUGGUCCCAACCUGGGGUGCUGCUGAGUGUGUGACAGGUGUGGCACAGAGGGAAACAACAUAGGCAGGGUUUGCAACUGUUCAGGUACAGAUGUACAACAUGUGAUUAUUUACAGACCCUUGAUUCCAUUGCAAUGUAAUGAAAAAGCUUCUUACUUUGAACUAGUUCCAGAUUGACAUUAAGUUAGUGGUUUAUUUUGGGAGUUAGUUGAUGCAUUGGGAUUUUGCACUCAAGUAACUCUAAACCUGAUUCUGUUUCAUACAAUGCAGAUGUUCUGCUUUCAUGCCCCUUGGUUUUCAAUGAGUUUUUAGUCUGUAAAAGGACUGGAUAUAAGAAAAAGAAAAUAAUGUUAAAGUAUAGGAGUGUUAAACCGGGUGUGGCCCUGCGGUAGAUUUAGUACUUCCUGCAAUCUUGCUUGCACUCUCAACAUUUUCUUUUAUCACUGCAGAAAGUCUAUUCUGUUUCCAGGCACUAAAUUGUCUUCCAGAAGGAGUGCUUUACAUUUGAAUGUCAACGUAGUAUGGCAAUAUCGGGCUUUUCUGGAGAAGACCCAAUAGCCAAAAGUAAAGGAACCUUGGUUCCGCUGCAGAUUCUUCAUGCCGCUUUUGUUUUGUGUAGCCACAGUGACCCCUUGUGCUCAAUGGUGCAUAAACGUGUGAAUGUUGUUCUGUAACUGGUCAAACCAAAUAGAUGUGUUGUACAAAGCUCUGAGUGAGUCAUCCCCUGCUGCUAUUUGUGCUCGUUGAUAUUACGUGUGUCUGUGAAGUUUUUAUUUCUUCAUUCUCGGUUCUUUAUUUGAACUAUCUUUACACACCUAUUUUUUUCCUAAGAGGCAGGACUAUCUGGGGCUUGUAAGCUUAUGCAUUAGUGAUUCAGGCCUUCAGUUUUUUUAUUUUACAGUUACUCAGUUUCAGUGCAUGACUGUUUGAUCUAUUGUAGAACAGCCCAAAGCCAAGAGCAUCAGCUGUGACAGCAGCUUUGUGUGAUUGUCACACUGAGUGUAAUUUAUGAAAACGAGCCAUCACAAUAAGCCUGGAUGGUUAACUUUGGAAUAUGUCAUACUGUGGUUCAAAGGCCUGCUGGCCAUUAUAAGACACCAUUUGCCAUGGCAACUCCUGAGACUGACAAGAUGAUGUGACAGUAGUGCAAAUAAAUAACUGGUUGUAUGUUUUUACGUUUUUUAAUAUUCACAGAUGUUUUUUUCUUUUGUAAAGGUUUACAUUAUUUAUGGUGGAUAUAUCUGUGAAUGUACUUUUUUGUUACAGUCAAUUGGAUUGUUUUUUAUAUGCAUUGUAUUACCAUGGUGGAAAGAUGAACUCUUUUUAAAUUUGAGUUAAACUGAUUGUCAGUUGAUGCCUGCCAGAUUUCAUAAAUGUAAAGUGCAAGAAUCAAAAAGCUAAGGUUUUUUGUCAAUCAACAAAUUAGAUAUUGCAUAAUGUAGAUCAUGGUGGAAUUGAAUCAAUGUAAAAAAAAUGUGUAUUUAAUGUUAUAUGCAAUGUAGCUAUAUUAUGUGAAAAUGAGUGAAAAUGUGAUUAAAACAUGCACAUGUCUAAUAAAGUCUGUGAACAACAA
Pungitius pungitius (ninespine stickleback) is the source of this 5164-nucleotide messenger RNA. RefSeq names its product synapsin I (gene syn1). Lineage: Eukaryota; Metazoa; Chordata; Actinopteri; Perciformes; Gasterosteidae. The transcript is spliced from 14 exons. Bases 149 to 2143 code for a protein of 664 amino acids. Gene Ontology annotation, cellular component: synaptic vesicle membrane; synaptic vesicle. Gene Ontology annotation, biological process: neurotransmitter secretion. The record is from RefSeq and is a predicted model, not a curated record. Gene Ontology annotation, molecular function: ATP binding.